AGCCCUUUGAUAGCCAAGGGCUAGAUUCGGCAGCCCCGGCGACUUUGCUGUUUCGGGGGGCUGUUCUUGCGAUGGCGCCCGGCCAGUACUCCGCGGAUCCGAAGAAGCACACGCUUCAGCCCAUAGUCACAGGCGCCACCGUCGUCGGGAUGAAGUACGCGGGCGGCGUGCUGCUGGCCGCGGACACGAUGGCGAGCUACGGCUCGCAGGCCCGCUACAAGGACGUGUGCCGCCUGAAGAAGGUCGGCAAUUACACGCUGCUGGGCGCCAGCGGGGAGAUCAGCGACUUCCAGUACAUCGGAGACCUGGUCGACGAGCUCGCCAUGACAGACUUUCUUCAUGAGGACGACUGCUCCAUGGGCCCGCACGAAUACGCGUCCUACAUCGGCCGCGUGAUGUACAACAGGCGCAGCAAGAUGAACCCGCUAUACAAUCAGCUCAUCGUUGCCGGGAAGAAGGCGUCGGGCGACUCCCACCUCGCGUUCAUCGACCACCAGGGGACUGCCUUCGAAGAGGAAUUCAUCUCGACCGGCUUCGGCGCCUACCUCGCUAUGCCCAUCUUGCGCAACGAGUGGAAGCCUGACAUAUCGCUUGAGGACGCCAAGAAGCUCGCGGUCAAGUGCCUCCAGGUCUGCUUCUACCGCGACUGCAAUGCCUACUUCAAGAUCCACAUCGCGACCUGCGACGGGGAGACACAGGAGAUCAGCGAGCCGAUCGCCAUGGAUCACUACUGGGGCCACUCUGCGUGGCUCAAGAAG
Molecule: messenger RNA, 758 nt
Organism: Prorocentrum cordatum
Lineage: Eukaryota; Dinophyceae; Prorocentrales; Prorocentraceae
Source: the annotation of a GenBank genome assembly